Molecule: messenger RNA, 1188 nt
Organism: Lagenorhynchus albirostris (white-beaked dolphin)
Lineage: Eukaryota; Metazoa; Chordata; Mammalia; Artiodactyla; Delphinidae
Exons: 3
Coding region: 1-801 (266 amino acids)
Source: RefSeq, a predicted model, not a curated record
AUGGCGGGCGGGGGCGGCGGGCGGGCCUCAGACUCUCAGUGCGGGAGCGGCCGAGCGGGGCGCAUCUGCGGGAGAGAGGGCGCGGGGCGCCGCCGUCAGGGUCGGGCUCCGGACGUCCAGCGGCCCACUGGCAGGGCCGGGCCCCGCACCACCCUGCUCUGCCACAGUGCCCAGGCCCCCCUGCGGGGCACCCCCAGACCCUCCAGCCGCCACGAGCCAGACCAGGUCUCGCCGCAGACCCGGCCGAUGGUGGGACCCUGGCAGGGCCGCUUUGCUUUCGGUUUGCUUUUCCCGUUUUCCCUAGAGCAGCCGUGCAGAGGGCCCGCCAGAGGGGGCAUUCUGCCCCGCCGGCUGAGAAGCCGCCCCUUCGGCCCUCGGGAGAGGCGGGCAGGAGUGGUUGCCCAGGGAAGUGAGCUGAAGCUGGGAGAACUCAGCCUCUCCGCCGCCUCUGCUCGCCCUCCAGGCAAAGGAGACCUCGGGCCAGAGGUGCUCCGAGCCGCGCCCGGCUCCCCCAGCCCGAACUGCCUCGGGGACCCGGCUGCCAGCCCAGGAGUUGGGACCCUGUCGCAGCCCCACCUGCGCGCCCUCCCGGCCCCCCAGCUCCCGAUGCCGGCCGAUCCCUGCUGGCUCGCUCCCAGCCCAGCAAGACUCCUGUGCCGUCCACUCACAGAAGAUCCGGAAGAGCCGGGAGGAACGUCCGAGAUCCUAUCUUUGUUCGUCCCGGCCGUCCUCAAAGCCACUGCACCACGGAACCCUCCCCCUCAUAAUGCCCUUCAGAAUGGAACCCACUUUGGGACAUAACAAAGCCAGAGUCCAGCCCCUGCAGCUGUGCUAGCCUCAGGGGAGAAGCCCGUUCCACACAGACUCUAGACCUCCCCAGGAGGAAGUAGAUGGGGGGGUCUCUUCUCUGUGGACCCUCCCUUGGGAACGGCUGGGAUUAUGGGCUGUCCACCAGAAUGCCUCCCAGCCCCCGGCGGGCCACGCACCCGCAGGUGGCCGAGAGAAGGAUGUGGGGCUAUGAGCCCCCAGAGCUGCAGACACGCAUGCACACAGGGGCCAGGGGGCGUCAGAGUCCAGCCUCCCCACGCACCCCAGAUCCUCAGGGGCCUGCUACGGCAGGGGCACGGCGCCGCGCAGGGGCGCAGCGUUUAAUUUCUGCAGAAGCACCACCAGCGAGGGAAGAGGAGG